Ostrinia furnacalis (Asian corn borer) is the source of this 3446-nucleotide messenger RNA. RefSeq lists its product as uncharacterized. The transcript has 13 exons. The record is from RefSeq and is a predicted model, not a curated record. Gene Ontology annotation, molecular function: zinc ion binding. Lineage: Eukaryota; Metazoa; Arthropoda; Insecta; Lepidoptera; Crambidae. The coding region runs from base 40 to 1938 and encodes 632 amino acids.
CAGUCUUAAAAAGCGACGGGCGCCGUCGCUGCGCAUAAAAUGCGCUCUCUGCUAGCGUACUACGCUGAAGCCGUGAUGUCGGCGGCGGCUCGCGGCGCGGGCUGCACCCUCGGCUGCAGCGGCCGCGGCGACUGCCUCAACGGCACCUGCCUGUGCGAGAUCCGCUACGCCGGCGACCAGUGCGCCGCGCCCAACUUCUCCUACCACGCCUGCAUUGGCGGUAUUUUCCUGGUGGUGGCGUUCAUCUGCGCAGUCCAGCUGACAAUUUGCGUGGUCGCCGAAUACCGGCGACUGAAGGCGCCCACGUUCCUGCGAGCGUGCAAGGUCACCACGCAGAAGAUGCUGUACUUCGUCGCGUUCCUGGCCUCGCUCAUACGAGGGGCUUACUUCGUGUCCCCGUCCGCGUUCCAGGAGGGAUGGGCGACGAGCCUGCUCUCGGCGUACUACCCGCUGCUAAUGUCCGGCUCCUCGCUCAUCGUGUGCUUCUGGGCAGAGGUGUUCCACCUCCGAGACAUUCGCUGGGAGCGGCCGCGGUUCAUCUCGAAGACGUUCCUCGCGUUCGUCACCUUCAACGUGAUCAGCUACUCGCUGCUGGCCGCUGAGGUGCUGACCACCAACUUCGCCGACACCUCUGCUGAGAAGAAGAGCUUCUACCAGCACGUGUUCAACGGUUUCUACGCGGUGCUGCUCUUCGUGGUGGUCAUCUUCUUCCUCAUCUACGGGGUCGAGGUCUACUUCAAGCUCCGCGGCGAGUUCCUGAAGGAAACUAAAGUGUGCACGGUGAUAUCCCCGCGGCCCGGGCCCUCCACCGCGGACGAGGGCGACGAAGCAAGGGACACGCUUGUCACCAAGCAGGGCGUGCAAACCGACCUGGCCGACAACAAUGGCUCCGUGGACCCGCGCUCGGUGAACCAGUCGCAGCUGCACCAGUCGCGGCUGGGGCUGCUCAGCCAGGCGCUGAUGCUCAUCCUCAUCGCCGGCUUCCUCGCCUCCGAGACGCUCGGCGAGUUCUGGAAGACCAAAGUCCCAGUGGUCUCCCGCAACUGGCACGACGUGGUGUUCCGCCUGGCGGAGAUCGGCGUCGCGCUAUGGUUCCCGUGCGUGCUGUGGAACUCCAUGGCGCCCGAGCGACUGUGGCUGCUCAACCCGCGCCGGCUGCUGUCCAAGCAGCUGGACGAUGCGACACUUGCGGAACUAUUGGCUCGCCAUCCCGACACCAAGCUAGUGGUAUUCCGUCACCUGCCGUGGCUGGACAAGGCGCGUUUCGUUCUAGCCGUGCUCCGGUACUGGCGGUGGUGUCUAUGGACGCUGGCUCGGGCGGCCAUUGUUUCGCGACCGAGCAUAGAGAGCGGGAAUAAGCAGAAUGUGGAGACCGACUCACUAGUGGGCAGCGUGGGCUCGGCCCGCGACUGUUGGAUCUGCUACGACAGCGGGCGCGACGAGCCGCUCAUCCGGCCCUGCCGCUGCACCGGAGACGUGUCCGCGGUGCACCACGAGUGCCUGCGCCGCUGGCUGGUUGAGAGUGCAUCGACACCUGAUGGCCUGAAAUGCAAAGUUUGCAACACGCCCUACAUCGUGCAGGAAACCAACAGGGUGGAGUGGGACCGCGGCUUCACGUGCGCGCACUGGCUGCGCACAGCGCUGGCCGUCGCUUGCAUGUGCGGCGCGGGCGCGGCGGCCUGGCUCGUGGCGCAGCUGUGCGCCUCGCCGGUACCUCGCGUACUUGGCGCCGGCGCUGCAUUAUUGGUGUGCUACGUCGCCGUAAGAUUCCUCGGCAUGAACACCGUAUCAGCGUACCAGCGGGCUAAGGUGUCCUCCCUGCGGAUCCUCACCGAGCCCUCCUCAGAGCAUUCACUGGCUACCAUCAGCCAGUCGGUCACCGUUGACAUCGCCUCCAAGGCGGCCCUGCCACAGACCCUGAAGACGGACGAGAAAUAAACGAUACGCCGCUAUCGUUGGACCAGAUAACGUUACAGCGUGCGCGAAUAACGUUGCCGCGAGUGAAAACGUAUUCAGAAUAACGAUAUUCGAAAUAACGUUUGUGAAAUUGUGACGCGAGAAUGCCGUUAGUGAUUUCGAUAUCGGUAAAUACGGUGAUUCAAAAGCGUUUCGAGGCCAAAUUAAUGUUUCGUGAAAGCGAUAACGGAUAACGGUUCCAAAUACCGUUAUUAAGUGUGCGUGUUGAUGCCAAAAACUUUGAACUGAAGCACGUGCGUGAAAAAGACACUAUUCCGUAGUUACCUUAGAGUGUACAAUCGUGGCCAAACAGAAGAAAAGACAACAAAUAACGGUUAUAUACCGGUAUGCUAUUAUUAUGUGAUACGAGAGAAGCAAUGAUACGUUGUGAAAUAUAAAACGAUACGAAAGCUAUAUUUUCGUUAAAGUCGUCGCAGGCAACUACAGUGAAAAUGUUGGAUUUACAAAAACUUUGUUGUGAUGGACAUACGUAAUUUAAAUAUGUACUUUAUUUAUGUUCUGAUACUGCUAUUACAAAAAUAUACAGUAUGUUAACUAACGAAAGAGGUUCCUUUAAAUCUUAACAUAUUUUUAUUCAUAACACCUUUUUUAAAACCAAAAUAGUGGCGCGAAAUAGCUAUUUUACAACUAUAAGCGAAAGUAAGCUUACACAGGGUGUUGUAUUUUACGUAAGUUUUUUUGUGGUAUUUUAAAAUUUGAACAUUUUUGUUUAUUUAAUUUUUUGAUAUUCUUUGGAUCAUCUAGCUAGUUCUGCGUAUUAAAAACAAUGUCUUUCGUUAGUUAACAUAUUGUAUGAUAUAAAAUACUGGUUACGCGGUAAUCCCUUUCAAGCUACAAAAGUUUAGCAAACAUAUCAUAAAACGCCAAAGAAGUAAAUUUAGUUUAAAAAUUACAAAAAACCAUACGAAUUUAACACCAUACACACUAAAUUAAAACAUCAUACUGUCACACAUUUUCUUUUCUUACUAUUUUUUCAAUUAUUUUUUGAUUUUUUUCAUUGACAGCGAUUAACGUGUGACCAGUUUCUCGUGAAAUAUUGUCGCAUUUGAAAAAACAACUGUUUGUCAUAUGUAUGCCUCUCUUUCGCACUUAUUUCGUAAUGAGUGCGAGUAAGUGAGCAGGAAAGUCGAUUGUCAGUUUCAAUUUAUUACAGCUUGGAGACUUAUUUUUGAUGCAAUAGAAUUCUAAUUCGCAUACGUUACUACACAAAUGCUGUAUGAGUUUCAUAAACUAUGUUUUCAGAUCUGUAUUCGAAUUUCAAUUCUAAUGCUUAUAAAAUACUUGUUUUGAUUUUAAAAAUAACGAAAUAACGUUAAUGCGUUAUUGUCUGGACUACGAAGUGUUACUAUUGAGUAUUCGUUUUUUGUCAGUACAAAUGCCGUGAUAUAAACUGAUAGUGUGAUGUGUGUAUGGUAAAUUACGAUGAUAAUAAUUAUUAUAACGUAAUUAUUAAAUAUUUUGUUAUUAUA